Messenger RNA from Zootoca vivipara (common lizard), 3351 nucleotides. It is a transcript of the gene PRKCD, whose product is annotated as protein kinase C delta. The record is from RefSeq and is a predicted model, not a curated record. Gene Ontology annotation, biological process: protein phosphorylation. Gene Ontology annotation, molecular function: diacylglycerol-dependent serine/threonine kinase activity; ATP binding. Lineage: Eukaryota; Metazoa; Chordata; Lepidosauria; Squamata; Lacertidae.
GGAGGGGGUAAGGAGGAGAGCGAGGUAGUUCCUGCUCCGCCUGCCUCCUCGGUGAAUGAGGAAGCGGCGCGGGCAGCGCCUUCUUCCCAUCCCUUUUCGAAGUGAGCGAGUGUUUGUGUGUGAGAGAGAUUUUCUCUUUCGCCCACCCCACUUUCCGGCGCUGAGGGGUUGUGCGAAUGGGCUGAGCCCUUCUUCUCGUCAGAGGAGCGGGACCCUCCGGCGCUCGAGUCGAGCCUGGGCUGGGUUUACAAUUGUGCUAUGAGAAAUGGCUCCCUUCUUACGAAUAUCAUUCAACUCCUUUGAGCUAGGACCUUUGCCGAAUCAAGGGGAGCAACUACAGCCAUUCUGUGCAAUAAAAAUGAAAGAGGCCUUGACUACAGAGAGAGGCAAAACCUUGAUUCAAAAGAAACCCACUAUGUACCCAGAAUGGAAAUCGUCAUUUGAUGCCCACAUUUAUGAGGGCCGCGUCAUUCAGAUUGUUCUCAUGAAAGCAGCAGAAGAGCCAUUAUCUGAGGUGACUGUAGGUGUGUCUGUUUUGGCUGAAAGAUGUAAGAAAGGCAAUGGGAAAGCAGAAUUCUGGCUUGACUUGCAACCUCAAGGGAAAGUAUUGAUGGCUGUACAAUAUUUUCUAGAAGAUGGAGGUAAGGAAAUGGACAACAAGCAGUCAAUGAGAGAAGAUGAAGGAACUGUGACUAUGAACAGGAGAGGAGCAAUCAAACAGGCCAAGAUCCACUACAUCAAAAACCAUGAGUUCAUUGCCACCUUCUUUGGGCAACCUACAUUUUGCUCUGUCUGUAAAGAUUUUGUGUGGGGCCUAAACAAGCAGGGAUAUAAAUGUAGACAAUGUAAUGCUGCUAUUCACAAAAAAUGCAUUGAUAAAAUCAUUGGGAGAUGUACUGGUACUGCAGCAAACAGCAGAGAUACAAUGUUUCAGAAGGAGCGCUUCCACAUUGAUAUGCCUCACAGGUUCAAAGUUUACAACUACAUGAGUCCUACCUUCUGUGAUCAUUGUGGUAGUCUUCUCUGGGGACUAGUUAAGCAAGGAUUAAAAUGUGAAGAAUGUGGAAUGAAUGUGCACCACAAAUGUCAGAAGAAAGUGGCAAAUCUCUGUGGAAUCAAUCAGAAAUUAUUGGCAGAAGCUUUAAAUCAAGUUAGUCAGAAAUCUUCCAGAAAAUCUGAAUCUGGGUCAGUAGAAAGUGUCGGAAUUUACCAAGAUUUUGAUAAAAAACCUAAAUCCUGGAGUGGAGAUGCAACAGAUAAUAGUGAGUAUGAUAAGCUUUGGGAGGGUCGUUCACUGUCACGACCAUCUGGUAGGAGGAAAUUCAACAUAGACAGUUUUGUAUUCCACAAAGUUCUUGGAAAAGGAAGCUUUGGAAAGGUACUACUUGCUGAACUGAAAGGGAAGAAUGAAUUUUUUGCAGUAAAGGCUUUGAAAAAGGAUGUGGUGCUAAUUGAUGAUGAUGUGGAAUGCACCAUGGUAGAAAAGCGGGUCUUAGCACUGGCAUGGGAAAAUCCAUUUCUUACUCAUUUAUACUGCACUUUUCAGACAAAGGACCAUCUGUUUUUCGUUAUGGAAUUCCUUAAUGGCGGAGACCUAAUGUUCCAUAUACAGGACAAAGGCCGCUUUGAUCUAUUCAGAGCUACGUUUUAUGGAGCUGAAAUACUGUGUGGCCUACAAUUUCUUCAUAGCAAAGGCAUCAUUUAUAGAGACCUCAAACUAGAUAAUGUGAUGCUUGAUAAAGAAGGUCACAUCAAAAUUGCUGAUUUUGGGAUGUGCAAAGAGAAUGUGUUUGGUGAGAACAAGGCGACAACUUUCUGUGGUACUCCAGACUACAUAGCGCCUGAAAUCCUGCAAGGCCUAAAAUACACAUUUUCUGUGGACUGGUGGUCGUUUGGAGUCUUGCUGUAUGAGAUGCUUAUUGGACAAUCUCCUUUCCAUGGUGAUGAUGAGGACGAGUUAUUUGAGUCAAUCCGUGUGGACACACCUCACUACCCUCGCUGGAUUACCAAGGAAUCUAAGGAUAUACUAGAGAAGUUGUUUGAAAGGGAUCCAACAAGACGACUGGGAAUAACUGGAAACAUCAGAGAUCAUUCUUUCUUCAAAGCGAUUAAUUGGACAUCUCUUGAGAAGAGGGAAGUGGAACCGCCCUUCAAACCCAAAGUGAAAUCAGCAAGUGACUACAGCAAUUUUGACAGAGAGUUUUUGAGUGAGAAGCCACGGCUAUCAUACAGUGACAAAAACCUAAUAGACUCUAUGGAUCAAUCUGCAUUUGCUGGGUUCUCUUUUACCAAUCCUAAAUUUGAACGCAUUUUAGAGAAAUAGUUUAUCAGCACAGAGGAACUUUCAGGUACUGCUGCAAAACGGAAGUUUUCGAGCACUCCAUCCGAAAUGUGAUCAAAGGAUACCGUCUUCUCUUUCCCUUCAUUCCGAACAACACUCAAUAGUGACUAAUUGUGCUCAUUCUUUGGCAACUGGCGGUAGCUUCAUUGUGCAUGGUUGAGUUUAAGUAUCCUUGUGAAUCAUAUGUAAAUGACUUUCUCUGCAGUAGGGAAAAUGUAAAUUGUGUACGUGGUUACUUGAAUGUAGUUAUCCAUUUGGGGGGGAAAUUAUGUAUAUGAUGUAUAUUUUGCUCAAGAGGUGAAAGAGAUUAUCGAAGGGUACUACCCUUCAAAUAAAGUGAAAUGGCUAGGCAGUUUUUAACGUCCAUCAAAUUAAAUAAUUUGAGUUUUCUUUCGGUUGAUUCUGAGCUACAAAUAUUGCUAUUUUUAAUUAAUAAAAAUGGGCAUCGAUUGAUUACGGUGCUUUUCAGGCCCUCAAUCCAGCAAGUUUACAGCCUUUUAAGUUGUUCUUGCUUUGCUGUUCAUGAAUGAAGCCCCAUCUAAAAGACAAAGUAGUCGUUUUGUUUGUUUUUUAAUUUAAAAACAUGUGGGCCUUUCCUUAUUAGACUACAGCUACCACAGACCCCCUAUCUGCAACCCAGUGAGUGAGGAAGUGAAGUGCUAGAGAACAAAGUUGUGUGUAUGUGUGCCAUGUACCUGCUCCCUUUGAGGAUGCUGUCCUGUCCUCAGUGUUGGAAGACAAAUAGAACUCCAAACUUAGUUUGUUUAUGGAUGUGUAAGUGGGGGAGAAGGUGACAUCUUGUCAUUUAUUUUUCCAGGUAUCCAUCUGUAUUGGGCACACGGUGAGGUAGAACUUGACUUAAAUGCAGUUGGGCACACAUCUAAAUAAGCAUGCAUGAGACCGGGCAACACACCUUUCAUGAAGGAUGUUGGGCAGGUCUCAUUUCAAAGAACCUGCUGUUAAAGACCUGUGUGGUUUGGGUCUAACUUUGGUCUCGUUGCCAGCCAAUA